Molecule: messenger RNA, 5253 nt
Organism: Notolabrus celidotus (New Zealand spotty)
Lineage: Eukaryota; Metazoa; Chordata; Actinopteri; Labriformes; Labridae
Gene: adamts3
Product: ADAM metallopeptidase with thrombospondin type 1 motif, 3
Exons: 23
Coding region: 343-3933 (1196 amino acids)
Biological process (GO): extracellular matrix organization; proteolysis
Cellular component (GO): extracellular matrix
Molecular function (GO): metalloendopeptidase activity
Source: RefSeq, a predicted model, not a curated record
GCCAGGUUGCACGAGCAGCUCCACACUGCAGCUCUGUCCGGCCAGCGGCAGAGGGGAUGUCCCGCUACUAACUCCUCCAACAAACUUCUUUAUAGAAACUCAGUCAGCAGACAAACACUGAGACUGACUGACUGACAAAGUGUCGCAACUCGCCUCACUCCUCUGUUCAUGAAACUUUAUCUACUUUGAAGUGUGUUUUCUUUUGAAGUCCGCACACACACUUUUGACAGACUUUUUUUUUUUUUUUUGAAUGAGCCGGGUCACGCUUGCGUAAAAGUUCCCGAAUCUAACUUUUCUUUUUUUCUUUUAAUUGGAGAAAGUUGUAUCCCUUUAAAACUCGUGAUGGCUUUCCUGUCACUAGCGUUGCUACUUGUAGGAUUUGUGUUGACUUCAGCUGACAAGGCUGGUGAAGUAGAUAGAGAGGGCCAGCUGAGGAUCCGCCUGAAGGAAUAUGGCCUCGUCACCCCCUUCAGCACCGACUCCCACGGACACUACCUAUCGCACCUCCUCUCUGCCACCCACAAGCAGCGCGUCAAGAGGGAGGCCGUACAUCCCGGAGACACUGAUCAGAAACUUUUCUUCAACAUCACAGCCUUCGGGAAGGAGUUCCACCUCCGUCUGCGGCCAAACAACCGCCUGGUGGCUCCCGGUGCCAUGGUGGAGUGGCACGAUGAGGUCCAAGGCUUCGGGAACGUCACCGACAGCGCCGGGGAUGACUCAAGCACCAACCAGACUGAAUCCACCACCGGGGCCGAGAGGAUACUGCGCCGAGAGCUGCUGAAGACGGACUGUACCUUUAUCGGUGACAUCACGGACGUCCCCGGGGCUGCGGUUGCUAUCAACAACUGUGACGGACUGGCUGGAAUGAUUCGCACCGACUCUGAUGAAUACUUCAUCGAGCCGCUGGAGAGAGGAGCUCAGGACCUCGAGGACCAGGGCCGGGUCCAUGUGGUGUACCGCAGGUCGGCUCUGUUGCAGGCUCCCGACGACAUCCCAGAGGAUUACCAGCUGCAAGAACCAGAGCUCGAUGUACCCGGGACUCUGGACUCUGUCACCCGGCAGGUGAACGAGACCGUUCAUCGCCGUCGUCACCGCAGAGAUGCCGGAGAGGAUGACUACAACAUUGAGAUCCUGCUGGGAGUCGACGACUCGGUGGUUCGAUUUCACGGCAAGGAGCACGUGCAGAAUUACCUCCUGACUCUCAUGAAUAUCGUCAACGAGAUCUACCACGACGAGUCCCUGGGGGUGCACAUCAACGUGGUCCUGGUGAGGAUGAUCAUGCUGGGGUAUGCCAAGUCCAUCAGCCUCAUCGAGAGAGGCAACCCAUCUCGCAGCCUGGAGAACGUGUGCCGGUGGGCGUUUGUGCAGCAGAAAGGCGACACCGAGCACGCCGAGCACCACGACCACGCAAUCUUCCUCACACGCCAAGGCUUCGGUCCCACGGGGAUGCAGGGUUACGCUCCAGUCACUGGGAUGUGCCACCCAGUCCGUAGCUGCACCCUCAACCAUGAAGACGGCUUCUCCUCAGCCUUUGUCGUGGCUCAUGAGACCGGACACGUACUCGGCAUGGAGCACGACGGCCAGGGGAACCGCUGCGGGGACGAGACAGCGAUGGGAAGCGUGAUGGCUCCUCUGGUGCAAGCUGCCUUCCAUCGAUACCACUGGUCCAUGUGCAGCGGACAAGAGCUCAAGAGAUACAUCCACACGUACGAUUGUCUUUUGGACGACCCCUUCAAACACGACUGGCCGCAGCUCCCCGAACUCCCGGGAAUUAACUACUCCAUGGACGAGCAGUGCCGCUUUGACUUUGGAGUGGGAUACAAGAUCUGCACGUCGUUUCGCACGUUUGAUCCGUGUAAACAGCUGUGGUGCAGUCACCCGGACAACCCGUACUUCUGCAAAACCAAGAAGGGUCCGCCUCUGGAUGGGACGGAGUGUGCUCCUGGAAAAUGGUGCUACAAAGGUCACUGCAUGUGGAAAAACCCUAAUCAGGUCAAGCAGGAUGGCGCCUGGGGCUCCUGGAGUAAAUAUGGUUCAUGCUCGCGCUCCUGUGGCACCGGAGUUCGAUUCAGGACACGUCAGUGCAACAACCCGGCGCCCUCAAACGGCGGUCAGGACUGUCCGGGGGUGAACUAUGAGUAUCAGCUGUGCAACAUAGACGACUGCCCCAAGCACUUCGAGGACUUCCGAGCCCAGCAGUGCCAGCUCCGCAACUCCCACUUUGAGUUCCAAAAUGCCAAACACCACUGGCUGCCCUACGAGCAUCCCGACUCCAAUAGGAGAUGCCACUUGUACUGCCAGUCGAGGGAGACGGGGGAUGUGGCGUACAUGAAGCAGCUGGCGCAUGAUGGGACUCGGUGCUCCUACAAAGACGCCUACAGUAUCUGCGUGCGUGGAGAGUGUGUGAAAGUCGGCUGCGACAGAGAGAUCGGCUCGAUCAAAGUCGAGGACAAGUGUGGCGUUUGCGGCGGAGACAACUCUCACUGUCGCACCGUCAAAGGCACCUUCACGCGGACACCGAAGAAACCUGGGAAGAUCAGGGGAGCCUUCUCUUUGCCCAAGGGAGCGAGAAAUGUGUUUUUAAACGAAACUGAAGACUCUAGAAAUGUCCUCGGUUACCUAAAGAUGUUUCACAUUCCUCCCGGAGCGAGACAUGUGAUCAUCCAAGAACACGAGGCCUCUCCUCAAAUUCUUGCAAUCAAGAACCAGGCUACCGGGCAUUACAUCCUCAACGGGAAAGGGGACGAUGUCAAGUCCAAGAGCUUCAUCGACCUGGGUGUGGAGUGGCACUACAUCAUCGAGGACGACGUGGAGACGCUGCACACUGACGGACCUCUUCACGACCCUGUGGUGGUUCUGAUCGUACCUAAGGACAAUGAAACACGAUCCACUUUAAUGUACAAGUACAUCAUCCAUGAAGACUCAGUGCCUGUAAACAACAACAAUGUGAUCCAGGAGGACACUUACGAGUGGGCUCUGAAGAGCUGGUCCCCGUGCUCCAAGCCCUGUGCCGGAGGGUUCCAAUACACCAAGUACGGCUGCCGAAAGAAAGGUGACACAAAGAUGAUCCAUCGGGGUUACUGCGAUGCCAACAAGAAACCAAAACCCAUCCGCAGAAUGUGUAACCUCCAGGACUGCACUCAGCCUCAGUGGAUCUCUGAAGAAUGGGAGCAUUGCACCAAAACCUGCGGCAGCCUGGGUUUCCAGAUCCGGACUGUGCGCUGUGUGCAGUUCCUCCACGACUUCACCAACCGCUCCGUGCACAGCAAGUACUGCAGCGGGGAGAAGCCAGAGAGCCGGAGACCCUGCAACAGAGUCUCAUGCCCCGCCCAGUGGAGGACUGGAGCCUGGUCAGAGUGCUCUGUGACCUGUGGAGAGGGGAUGGAGAGGCGUCUGGUCACCUGCCGGAUUGGAGAUCAGUGUAAUGGUGAAAAACCUGAAGCUGUGAGGCCGUGCAGACCGGGACCCUGCCAUGAUGAGCCGUGCAGUGGAGACAAGUCCAUCUUCUGCCAGAUGGAGGUCCUAGCUCGAUACUGCUCCAUCCCAGGCUACAACAAACUGUGCUGCGACUCUUGCACCAGGCGCACUGGAGUGCUCUCCAUGUUCUCCGAGGCGGCUGAGACGGAGGAGCACGUCCGCUUCGGUUCAGCCUCCCAGCUGCUGGAGACAUUAACGGCGAACCUGACGCGCAGUGGCAAACCAAGCUCAAGCAAAGGCAACACUCCAAGGCACGUCACCACCCCCACCCCGCUAAAGAAGACCUCAGUGAAGAUUACCGCUGCACCAAGGCGGGUUCCUCGAAGCUCGGGUCUCUCUGGCAGGAAGCUGCCCGCUAUGGAACCGUCCCCACUGGCAGAUCCCACUGAGAGUCAAAGGCCGAGCAGCUUGACAGAUAGUCGGCGGCCGACAGCUUAUUCUGAAGUGGAAAGAUGAAAGUGACGACCUUCCCCUCGGGACUCUUAAUGUAGAGUAGAUAAUCCAGCUUCACCCUGAGUUUUCUCGCACCAAAAACAACCACAGACAGAGAAAGAGAAACAGAGAGUAAGAAAGAAAGAAAAGUGCUGGUUCACUUUAAGAAUUCCCCCCACCUUCUUCCCCUGGUAACAGCUUUCACUUUGACAUCUUACAGAAAACUCCCACACUAUUCAGAAAUACACAACCAUGUUGAUUCUCUGCCUUCCCUUGUGUUGAGAGGAUUUGAUAAUUAAAGUGGCAGGAGCACGUGGUCUGUGUGAAGCGAAAGGCCUAAUGAAACACAGCUGCAGUAGUUAAUACUGAAUAGAGAGGCAGGUUAAUGAGGGAUUGAUGAGCCUAAAGAGGUUUAUAUUCAGCUCCACUGACUCCUGACUUAAAGCUUCUCAGUAAAUAGACCAAAAAAGAGGACCCACGCCGUGCUGAAGCUUCCUCUGAGGCCACCCUCUGUGUCACCCGAGGUUAACAGGUGCAGGUUUGUGUUUGCUAUUCCCCUCUGAUCGGUCUUUUCUCUGGUCUUGUCAUUUAAUGAAUCAGGCCCCUGGUGUCUGCAGAGCGUUGCAGCAGGUCCUCCAGGAAACUCUCAGCAGUCAGCGAGAGAGAAAAUGUCAACAGGUGCAGUCAUUACGGCUAAUCCAAUUUGUGAAAACCUGAGCAGACCGUGAAAACAUCAAACACAAGCUGAAAAAAAAAAAGACUUGAACGUUUAAAAAAAAAAAAAAAAAAGCCUUUUUCUUGCCAGAAAAGUUCCUCUGAAGCUCGAACCUGACACAUCACAACAGGUCCGGUACUCUGUGAGCUUUGAACACACCAAAACAAACCCUGGACUUCUCGUGGUCACAUUGGGAAAAGAGACCAGAGGAAACCAAACCAUGAGGGAAAUGGUUUCAGUUCUAUAGACACUGCUUUUAUAUCCAGCUAUGCCUCUGAACAGGGGCUCUACAGUUUCUAUGGAAAUGGGUAUUUAUAAUUGUUCCUGUAAAUACUGUACAUGAACAUAUCAGUAUUACUUUCAGAAGCUGUCUUUCAAACCCCCUUUACAUAAUUCUGAUUGACAUGUAAUCAUUUACCGCUUCAGCAGCUGAAGUCUGUGGACAUAAUCAGUGGUUAUUAGCUGCUGCCAUGCUGCUAUGGAUAUAAACAAGCACAGAUUGACAGACAGCAUCUCGUAGCGUGGCAUGGUUUGGCUGUAAUUAAAUGUAGAAAAUGGAAACAAGUCCUGGGGGUGCUAGCUCUGCUAUCUUUAAGCAUCCAAUGUUGAAUAAGUUCAUUUUUACCUGU